AUGGCUAUUCGCUUCCUCAAACAUGCAACUUUUAUUGCUGCUUUCGCAGCAUUUGUCGCAGCGCAAGACGACACCAUCAUACCCGAAGACUUAAGAUCAGGCUUCCGUUCAGGCGGAGACGAAGUACAGGUCUCUUUUACAGGCGAAGCAAUUAAUGGCUUCAAGGAUGGGACCGUGUUCGAGAAAGAUGCUGUAGCAAAGGAGCCCACAUUCGCUCUUGGCGAUAGCAGUGGCAUCUCCCCCGGCACCCUGUACACGAUCAUCAUGGUCGAUAGCACAUGUCCAAAUGCUCGAAAACUCCACUACGCUCGGGCGAACUUCAAAAACAACUUCGACAUCACCAACAUAGAAACUGAUUCACCUGCUGUUCUGGAUUACGUUGCUCCUGGCUCCGUCGGCGAGAAAGGAGACGACCGACAGUACAGUUUCCUGAUGUACACGAACCCAGGACGGAAAGAGAUUACGGAUCUGCAACUACCAGGAGACGACGAGGCCUUUGAUAUUACAAAAUUCCAAGACGACAAUGGAUUGGGGGACGCGAUGGCUGGAGUAGGGAUGGUCGUGAAGCUUGGUGGUCAGGCAGACUGUGCAGGUGGCAGCGCAGAAGCGUUACCUAGUAGCCUGCCAACACCGAGACCAGCGAGUAGCACGACAGCUAGAGUGUCUACUGCUACUGGUGGAUCAGAUGCGGCUGCAAGCGCCACACCCACGGAUAACGCGAACGUGCCUGGAGACGCGGCCUCGCCUUCUUCAGCUGCGACCCCUACCCGUACAUCGACAGCAUCAGGUGGGCCAGCGAACUCGGUCGUCCCGUCGAGCGGCAUUCCUCCAUCUUCAGCCGUAGAACCCCCGGCUACUGUAUCAACAAUUGUUUUGUCCAGCGCGGAGGGAACAGGUUCUCCAACGGCAGCUGCUACUGCGCCAGAGCAGACUGAGAAUGGUGCCCUGAGAAAGAUGUAUUGGCCAAGAUGGGCUGUGGUUUUCGUAUUGUUAGUUUCUGGUAGCAUGUUCAUCUCAUGA
Alternaria incomplexa is the source of this 1020-nucleotide messenger RNA. RefSeq lists its product as uncharacterized. The transcript is spliced from 2 exons. The coding region runs from base 1 to 1020 and encodes 339 amino acids. NCBI's taxonomy places the organism in Eukaryota, Fungi, Ascomycota, Dothideomycetes, Pleosporales, Pleosporaceae. The record is from RefSeq and is a predicted model, not a curated record.